GCUGCCAUCUGGGAUGACGGUUGAGAGCGAUGACACAGAAGUAAUCAGCGGCUCCGGUGACCAAGUGGUAGCGGUGGGCGAGCAGUUCCAGUGCCAAGCUCCCGGAUUCUACGAGUUCGAGGCCGACUGCAUCCACUUCUACCGCUGCGUCUUCCUCGACUCCGGCGAACUGACCACGCUGCUGUACCGCUGCCCGGAGCGCUACGUGUACAGUCCGGAGCGCGAGCGGUGCGCGCCGGCCGGGCAGGCUCAGUCCUGCGCCAAGGACGCCACGACGCUGCUCAGUCUGCGCGCGCCGCCCAGCCCCGAGGACGUGCGCGUCCUCUCGGAGGACGACCUGGACUGGUUCUUCGCCCAGGGGGAGAAACAGGUGUACAGGUUCAGGUCGGGCGCGGCUGCCGGCAGGCCACACCUCCGCGCCACCGGCGGAUACCGGGAGAUGAACGGGUACCGCCGGGCGCGUGGCCUGUUCUAGAGCCGGCUUCCGACUGGCGGCGCUAGUGCUGCCAUCUCUGGGCCGCCUCGGCGAACAGCUGAGGCCGGCCUGGUCGACAGCACCGGACGACCCAUACGCGGUCGUGUUAUUUGUUAGCGCGGCGCCGACGAGCGCGAGGGCAUUGUCCGCCCCGCGGGGCCACAAACGUUAGGGCAUAGUGGUCGAGGCAUUCGACUUUCUUAUCAAUGUACCCAGACUGGUGCCAACUGUUUUAGUGUAUGUGCGUGUGCGCGCGUGUCCCCGACUUGGCCACGUCCUGGCCAUCGCCAUGUUCUUUAUGGGCCGUUGCUCACGCAACAGCAGCCAAUCAACAUCGCUCCAGGGUGCCGCGGUGCGCACAGGCUACACGCGAGCGAUCAACGCCCCACUGGAAGACCCCGUUCGGAAAGGCAAC
Molecule: messenger RNA, 890 nt
Organism: Pollicipes pollicipes
Lineage: Eukaryota; Metazoa; Arthropoda; Thecostraca; Pollicipedomorpha; Pollicipedidae
Exons: 3
Coding region: 14-475 (153 amino acids)
Cellular component (GO): extracellular region
Molecular function (GO): chitin binding
Source: RefSeq, a predicted model, not a curated record